AUGUCUGAGUACAUCUCUCGGCUGCAGAGCGUAAUCCUUGUGCAAAACCUGCCGGAUUGCAAUAGCCACGAGCUGGAGGAACUAUGCAAGCCCUUCGGGGAAGUCCUGGGAACGAUGUUGAUGGGAAACCGCGGGCUUGUGCAAUUCGUAUGUGAGGAUCAAGUCAAGGACGCCAUCAAGGCGCUGAACAAGUCGUCCUUCAAGUCAAAUGUUCUUGCAGUUAGAAACGCGAGUUACCGCAAAUUGGAGGAAAGUGUCUAUGUUCCUCCUACCAAGAAGCAGCGCGUUCAGGAGGACAUGGAGGUGGAGGAGGAGGUCCAGUCAGAGGGCGAGCACCGAGAACUGGAAGAAGACAUGGAAAUUGGAUGA
This is a messenger RNA of Drosophila subpulchrella, 369 nucleotides long. RefSeq lists its product as uncharacterized. Gene Ontology annotation, molecular function: RNA binding. Bases 1 to 369 code for a protein of 122 amino acids. Lineage: Eukaryota; Metazoa; Arthropoda; Insecta; Diptera; Drosophilidae. The transcript has a single exon. The record is from RefSeq and is a predicted model, not a curated record.